This is a messenger RNA of Trifolium pratense (red clover), 546 nucleotides long. RefSeq lists its product as uncharacterized. The coding region runs from base 103 to 489 and encodes 128 amino acids. The transcript has 2 exons. NCBI's taxonomy places the organism in Eukaryota, Viridiplantae, Streptophyta, Magnoliopsida, Fabales, Fabaceae. The record is from RefSeq and is a predicted model, not a curated record.
CAAAAAUGUUAUCUUUUGCCUUUCCUAUGUAUUGGAACAUAAAUAAAUAAAUAAAUAGGUCCUAAUUUGCUGUGGAAAGCUGAGUGACAGAGAGAGAGUGAUAUGGCAUCUCUUGUUGGAAUCUCCUCACUCUCACCUGCCAGAUUACACCCACACCUCAAAUUAGGGUUUUCUUCAAAACCUCAAAUCCUCUCAAUUUCCACUCUCAAAUUCUCUCUCACAUCAUCAUCCACCUCCAGAUGCAUAGGCUCUAGAAAAUUGCAAAUCAAUAAAAAGCUAUUGACUGUUUCUGCUACAAACCCCAAUUCUAGAGGUGGAAAAUCAGAUGAUGAAGGAUCCAAUGUUAAGGAAUCUAAGAAUGCUUCGCAGGGACCUCCUCUCCUUACUAUUUUGGCUGGACUCUUUGUAUUUUUCCUUGUUUUUUGGGUCAUUGGGUCCGUUGUAACGUGGUUGAUAAGUUUGAUUGUUAAUGUGCCCUCUCCAAAAUAAACAUGUUUGUUUGUUGUAAUCUGUUGUUUAUAUGUUAAACCACUGUAUUACUCCUUA